AUGGAAAUUAAACAGAAGAAAAAUUUUGCAAAAAAAGUGAUAUGGUUCGUACUAAUGCUAUCUCAAUUUUGCAUCAUCAACAUCAACUUUUGUGAUGGUUUCAGCGUGAAACGAAUUUCUAAAUUUGAAGCAUUUCUAACUUUCAGAGAUACAUCAGAUUGGAGUUUUAUUAAAGAUAAAUUCAGGGUAAACAAGUUGGGAAAGAGACACAAUGAUGUGAUGUACAAUAAGAAUGGAAUCGAACUACAAGAGAGGAAGAACCAUAACAUUUUAUAUGUACACAAAAAAAAGAAAAAAAAAAACCAAAACAAAGAUGAAUUACAAGUACAGGAAAUUAUAAACAAUCAAGUUGUAUCUAAAAAGAAUGAGGAAAAUGACACGAAAAUUCAACGCACAUUUAUCCCUCCUGCAAGGGAGAAAAAAGUCACUCACAAAAGUUACAAGGGAAUGGUGCUAGAGAAUGCAAACGAAUCAACAUACACGACAGGGGCGAGAAAAACAGGAGAUUCUUACAUACUUAACAAUUUUAACAUAAGAUCUAGUUUGAAAGAGGACGAAGAGGAAGAAGAGGAUGAAGAUGAUGAAGAGGACGAUGAGGACGACGAAAAUUUCCACAAUGCUAGAACUGGCAAUAGCAUAGGCAAAGGUGGAGAAGCAGAGGAGUUCAAGAAGAAGAAGAAAAAAAAUAAAGCUGCAAUCAACGAUGAAACAGACGAGACAGAUGAGACACAUGAGGAAGACUCGGGGGAUGAAAGCGUGGAGGAGGAGGAGGAGGACGACGACGACGACGACGAGGACAGCGAAGAACUACCAUUCAGCGAAGAAGAUCUAGAAAUAAUGAACAAAACAUCUGCUGAAAAAAUGAACAAUGUUUACAACUAUAUUAAAAGGGAAUCGUACCGUUUUAACCUAAACAAUGUUUCGAAUACCAUGUUGGAAGAUGAGAAGGUAAAAAUAAAUGAACGGAUUUAUAUCAUAAAGCAUAUAUGCCACAUUAAGAAAAAAGAAAAUUUAUUUAUAAUUACUCCAUAUGACCCUUACUAUGUUAAUUUCAUAUACAACCAUUUCACAAAAGAAUACAAUGAACUGAAAUUUUAUGUGAAAGAUAAAUCUGUUUAUGCUGUUAUCCCUCCAUUAUCUGAAAACUUAAAAAAUGAAAUUCGAAUAAAAAUAAAAGAAAAAAUAGAGGAUGCUAAAGGUACUCUACGAAAUGUGCGAAAGCAGAUGAUGUCUAAAUUAGACAAGGUAAAAAAUAAAAUAGGAAAAGACGUUUAUUUUCGACAAAGAAAUUACAUACAAAGUUUGCAUGAUCAGACACGCAAAAAAAUUGAAGCCAUAAUGGACGACAUUAGAUAA
Plasmodium gonderi is the source of this 1356-nucleotide messenger RNA. RefSeq names its product ribosome-recycling factor. Lineage: Eukaryota; Apicomplexa; Aconoidasida; Haemosporida; Plasmodiidae. Gene Ontology annotation, biological process: translation. Gene Ontology annotation, cellular component: mitochondrion. The record is from RefSeq and is a predicted model, not a curated record. Bases 1 to 1356 code for a protein of 451 amino acids. The transcript has a single exon. Gene Ontology annotation, molecular function: ribosomal large subunit binding.